UUCAUGAUAACCUUUAUUUUACAAAUCAUAUAGAUGAAAGCCGAUUAAAGUGGGGCUGAACUGGGAAGCUGCUUUCAUUAAUUUGUUGCUGAAAUUAGCUGACUGCAAGACCUACAGAAUACGACUACUAGAGAAUAAGCUAGCCAUCCAUCAUUGAUCAGAGGUUCAAACCACAUUCAUCCAAUCUGAAAAUCUGAUCCCAUAUUCCAGAGAGGCCAAUGGAGAAUAUUCAACAUUUCAGCCACCGUCAUCCCUUGACGUUAGUCCUCCUUAACAAAGUGGAUGGUGAUCUUGGUCGCUGUAAAAUAUGCUAUCAAAUAAUAGAACGGGUUUCUGAUGAUGGUUACGGAUGCAAAGAGUGCGGUUUCUACAUACACAAGUCAUGUGUUGUAUUUCCCAAUGAGUUGCAGCAUCCCUCACAUCCCAAACAUCUUCUUCUCCUCAAACUACAUCGUUAUGAAGAUUGUGCUAAUUGCAACUCCAAUCAGUUCGACUUUAAAUAUAAGUGUCCUCAUUGUCAUGAGUUUUAUCUUUGUCCUGAAUGUGCAUUUCUACCGCUCACCAAAAAGGUUGAAAAUCAUGACCACCCAUUGACCCUUAUAGAGAAAUUAUCGUCAUUCAUGUGUGAUCAUUGUUUGAAGGGAGCCAAUGGUAUGCUUUACUUUUGUCUCACCUGUUCAUUUAUGGUCCACUCAAAAUGUACAUCUUCACCAUCGAUUGAAUGGUCGCCCACCAUACAAGCUGCAAUUCACAGCCAUUCAUUGACCCUUCAUAAAAAAAUUUUCUCAUUCACUUGCGAUGCUUGUGGGAAUGAAGGCAAGGAAGCAUUUUACUUUUGUGCCACUUGUUUAUUUGUGGCCCACCUAGAUUGUGCCCUUUUACCAUCAAUCGUCAAAGUAAAAAGGCACAAGCACCCUCUCAAUCUCAUCUACUCUCUUCCAGCCGACCAAUCUAAACGUAGAAUAGUGUGCCAACUAUGUGCUAAGACGGUGGACACGAACUACUGGCUCUACUGUUGCUCAAGCCACGAUUUUGUUGCUCACCUUCAUUGUGCUACAAAGAAGGAAGAGAUAGAUGAAACAUUUGUGCCGAACUCUAAAGAAGAUCACAAUGAUAAAUCUAUUGACUUAUUACCUGCAUAUAUUGUCAAAAAGACCAAAUCAGAAGGAGACGGAACUGAAAUACAUACAGAAAUCGAGCAUUUUAGUCAUGAGCAUGACUUACAACUCACCGAUCAUGGGUCUGGGAUCGACAAAAAGUGCGAUGGGUGCAUAAGGUCUAUCUGUCCCCCAUUUUAUGAAUGUGCUCAAUGUGAAUUCUUUCUUCACAAAUCGUGUGUUGAAUUACCAACAGAAUUGCGAAGCUCACUUCAUCGACACCCCCUCAAGUUGAUCUUCUUGGGAGAACGAAAGCUUUCAAUUAUUUGUGAUGCUUGUAGGCAUCUAUGUAAUGGCUUCGUUUAUCAUUGUGCGGAAUGCGACUUUGACCUUGAUGUCCAAUGCAGUUCAAUCCCUGAUAUACUUAAGGUACAUCCUAGUCACAAAUAUGACCACCAACUAAUUCUUGCUAACUCAUCAGAAUACAAUACUUGUAGUUCUUGUGGAUCAAAGGGAAGAUAUAAUUUUAGUUGUGUUGAUUGUAAAUUCACUCUCGACUUCAAGUGUUUGACACGACCGCGUACGAUGAACUACGAGAAUCAUGAUCAUCCAUUCACACUUUGUUAUACUUUAGAAGAUGACUCUGGUGAAUAUUAUUGUGAUAUUUGUGAAAAAGAGCGAGAUCCAAAGAGUUGGUUCUAUUAUUGUGCUGAUUGCAGUUAUCCUACUCAUCCUGAAUGCAUUCUCGGUAAUCAUCCAAGGAUCAAGUUUGGAAAAACUUUCAAAUUUGAUUUUCACCAGCAUCCUCUUACUUUGGUUGAGAAGACACAUGCUAAAUGCUCGAGAUGUGGUAGUUUGAUUAAUGAAGGUUUCGCUUAUGAAUGUGCCGAGUGUAAUUUCAUUGUUCAUUGUCCAAGGUGCUAAGAAGGAAAUUGAGAGAAAGACAAUAUGGUUGGCAUUUACAUGUAAUAGAAAUUACAUGAAGAAUUGUUGUAAAGAUCACUUCAUGUGUAUCCACUUAUUACUUCCUUGUUGAUCAGAAAUUAA
This is a messenger RNA of Juglans regia (Persian walnut), 2144 nucleotides long. RefSeq lists its product as uncharacterized. The coding region runs from base 219 to 2021 and encodes 600 amino acids. Lineage: Eukaryota; Viridiplantae; Streptophyta; Magnoliopsida; Fagales; Juglandaceae. The record is from RefSeq and is a predicted model, not a curated record. The transcript has 3 exons.